Molecule: messenger RNA, 912 nt
Organism: Rotaria sp. Silwood1
Lineage: Eukaryota; Metazoa; Rotifera; Eurotatoria; Philodinida; Philodinidae
Source: the annotation of a GenBank genome assembly
AUGACUGAACGAGUCAAUAGAAAUCUUAAACCAAUGUUAGCACAAUAUGCUCAAGAAAAUCCACAAUCAUGGGAUCAACAUCUAUCGAAACUUGCUUUUUCUAUUCGAACUUUAGUAAAUGAAACAACAGGUGAUACACCAGCAUAUCUUAAUUUUGGACGUGAUCCUAAAUUACCUCCACACCUACUCCUAACCACACCGACUCAUGAUGUACCUCUACUUCCCACAUCUCUAUCCUUAGAAAUCGAAAAUUAUAAACAACAACUUCGUCAUCAAUUACUUACAUCUCAUCAAUUUGCUCAAGAACAUAGUGAACUAGCGUGGACACUUUCUCCAAUCUUAAAUGCCACCACAGUCAAUCGUUUCUCAUUCUUACCAUCUUCCAAUGAAACUAAUCCCUCUACCAUCUCAUCAACAAUAUCCUCAUCGAAAGAAAAUUCUACUCCUGAUACUUUGGCAUCACAUGUCUCACAUAUAACUGCACCAGCACAAUCAAAUAAAACAUUAAAACGGCAAUUAUCUCAUGAAACAAUAAUUCCACAACCACUUAUGUCAUUACAACUUGACGUUAAUGAACCACCACUUCACAAUGCUCCUGCUAAUCCAAUUCCUCUUAUGUCAUUCUAUGCUCCUCCAUGCUCAACUAAAUCCCAUCAUCAAUCACACCAUCGACCACCUCUUCAACGUAAACCACGUUUAUACAGCACAGUCUGUAGUCAAGCACCACAAGCAAACACUAAUACAAGUCAACACGUCACCAAUCAUCGCUCUGAUACAUCGUCAACAACCUUCAACACCAUCAACUCAUCAACACAACAACAGGAACACGCAACAGUCUUCUCCCCAAACCACGAUCAACCAUCUCCUGGAUUAUCAAGUGCUUUUAAUACCGAGAUGAUCGAAUUAUCAUAG